GAAAGAACUACAAAUCCAAGUGGAACACCUUGAAUUUCAGACUCGACAGCUGGAGCUGAAGACCAAAAACUAUGCAGAUCAGAUUUCACGACUGGAGGAACGUGAAUCAGAAAUGAAGAAAGAAUAUAAUGCUCUACAUCAACGUCACACAGAGAUGAUCCAGACCUAUGUGGAACACAUUGAGCGAUCCAAGAUGCAGCAAGUUGGGGGAAAUAAUCAAACUGAGGGAAGUCUACCUGGGAGAAGUCAUCGCCAGUCAUGGAGGAAAAGCAGGAAGGAACGUCCUAACUCUCUGAACGUCUUCCCCCUUGCGGAUGGAAUGGUACGUGGGCAGAUAGGGGCCAAGAUCGUCCCAACACUGGACCACUGGCACCUGAGUGACCUCGGCCAGCUGCAGUCCAACUCCAGCUACAAGUGCCCCCAAGAUGAAAUGUCCGAAUCUGGACAGUCCUCGGCAGCUGCCACACCGAGUACCACUGGGACCAAGUCGAACACUCCCACGUCAUCUGUUCCCUCUGCUGCUGUCACCCCCCUGAAUGAGAGCGUCCAGCCCAUCAGUGAAUACAAUGGCACGGCCAAGAGCAAUAAGAGGGCACGAGAAAAGCGGAACAGCCGGAACAUGGAAGUCCAGGUCACACAGGAGAUGAGGAAUGUCAGCAUAGGGAUGGGAAGCAGUGAUGAGUGGUCUGAUGUUCAGGACAUCAUAGACUCUACUCCAGAGCUGGAUAUGUGUCAAGAUCCCCGCCUGGAACGCACCGGUAACAGCCCGACACAGGGGAUUGUGAACAAGGCAUUCGGCAUCAACACAGACUCUCUGUAUCAUGAACUUUCCACGGCAGGGUCCGAGGUUAUUGGGGAUGUUGAUGAAGGAGCAGAUCUGCUAGGAAUGGGCAAAGAAGUGGGGAAUCUGCUGUUGGAGAACUCACAACUACUGGAGACCAAAAAUGCUUUGAACGUUGUGAAGAAUGAUUUGAUUGCCAAAGUGGACCAGUUGUCAGGAGAGCAAGAAGUGCUGAAGGGAGAACUGGAGGCAACAAAACAGGCCAAAGCCAAAAUGGAAAUAAGAGUCAAGGAGCUGGAGGAAGAGCUGAAAAGAGUGAAAUCUGAAGCGAUUGUUGCCCGACGAGAACCCAAAGAGGAGGUGGAGGAUGUAAGCAGCUAUCUCUGUACAGAAUUGCAGUGCUCCUCCCCUCUGCAGGACAACAUUCCCAUAGCUCAGCGUCGCCGCUUUACACGUGUGGAAAUGGCCCGAGUUCUAAUGGAACGCAAUCAAUACAAAGAGAGGUUGAUGGAGCUCCAGGAGGCUGUAAGGUGGACGGAGAUGAUCAGAGCUUCCCGUGAGCACCCAUCCGUCCAGGAGAAGAAGAAGUCCACUAUCUGGCAGUUCUUCAGCCGUCUGUUCAGCUCAUCCUCAAGUCCCCCACCAGCAAAGAGGACCUACCCAUCGGUGAACAUCCACUACAAGUCUCCGACAACAGCAGGGUUCAGCCAACGUCGCAGUCACACCAUGUGCCAGAUCUCCUCCGGCAGCCGCACUCUUGAAUUCUUCCCUGAAGAUGACUGUACAUCAUCAGCACGUCGUGAACAGAAGCGGGAGCAGUACCGCCAGGUCCGGGAGCACGUGAGGAAUGAUGAUGGGCGAUUGCAAGCCUGUGGCUGGAGUCUCCCUGCCAAGUACAAGCAGCUGAGUCCCAAUGGUGGCCAGGAAGACACUCGGAUGAAAAACGUCCCUGUGCCUGUAUAUUGUCGCCCACUAGUAGAGAAGGACCCAACCAUGAAGCUGUGGUGUGCAGCUGGAGUUAAUCUCACAGGAUGGAGACCUUUUGAGCAGGAGUCUGGGAAUGGACAGAAACUGGAUCCUGGACGUGAUCCUCUCACUUGUGACCGGGAAGUGGAAGGCGAGAACAACAAGAGUAACCAUACAUCUCCUGAAAAGAAAAAGGCAAAGGAGCUCCAUGAAAUGGAUGCCACAUCCAGUCGUGUCUGGAUCCUCACCAGUACCCUGUCAACAAGUAAAGUUGUAAUCAUUGAUGCCAAUCAGCCUGGUACAGUGGUGGACCAGUUCACUGUCUGCAAUGCCCAUGUGCUCUGCAUCUCCAGCAUCCCUGCGGCCAGUGAGAGUGAUUAUCCUCCAGGCGAGAUCUUUCUGGAGGGAGAUGUUAAUCCUGAAGAGUCGUCUGGAACAGAUGGUGUCUUGGCAGGAAUCACUCUGGUGGGCUGUGCGACCCGUUGCAACGUGCCACGAAGCAACUGCUCCUCACGUGGUGACACACCUGUGCUGGACAAGGGACAGAGCGAAGUGGCUGCCGUCUGCAAUGGGAAGAUCAACCAGUCCCAGUCUACUGAGGAGGCAACAGAAGCUACCGAGGUACCAGAAAAUGGUACAAGUGAGACAGAAUCUGCUCAGAUCCGGCCUGGGCCGCUCACAGAGCACGUGUUUACAGAUCCAGUCCCUCCUCAGGCACCUCUUAGGCAGAACAGUGAGAACGGGCAGCAGAAGACAGAGUCAAGCACAGCGUUGACAGAUCAGGAAUUGAAUGGGGAUGCUGCUGGGACUUGCACUAGUGCUGCCCCCACCAUGUGGCUGGGAGCACAGAAUGGCUGGCUUUAUGUGCACUCUGCUGUAUCCAAUUGGAAGAAGUGUCUGCACUCGAUAAAGCUGAAGGAUUCUGUACUUAGCCUAGUGCAUGUGAAAGGAAGGGUCCUUGUUGCUCUGGCAGAUGGAACAUUAGCCAUAUUCCACCGAGGAGAGGAUGGUCAGUGGGAUCUCAGCAAUUACCACCUAAUGGACCUCGGUCACACUCACCAUUCCAUCCGCUGCAUGGCUGUUGUGUACGACAGAGUCUGGUGUGGCUACAAGAACAAAAUCCAUGUCAUCCAACCUAAGACAAUGCAGAUUGAGAAAUCCUUUGAUGCUCACCCUCGACGGGAGAGCCAGGUGCGACAGCUGGCAUGGAUUGGAGAUGGAGUAUGGGUUUCUAUCCGCCUGGACUCCACUCUGAGGCUUUACCAUGCCCACAGCCAUCAACAUCUGCAGGAUGUCGACAUUGAGCCUUACGUCAGCAAGAUGCUAGGCACUGGAAAGCUGGGCUUCUCAUUUGUACGGAUUACAGCUCUGCUCAUUGCUGGCAACCGCCUCUGGGUAGGGACAGGGAACGGUGUCGUCAUCUCCAUCCCGUUGACGGAGACUGUAGUCCUCCACCGAGGCCAACUCCUUGGGCUCCGGGCCAACAAAACCUCACCCACCUCCGGAGAGGGCAGCCGCUCUGGCGGAGUCAUCCAUGUGUAUGGCGAUGACAACAGUGACAAAUCUGCCAGCAGUUUCAUUCCCUAUUGCUCCAUGGCUCAGGCACAGCUCUGUUUCCAUGGCCACCGUGAUGCUGUCAAGUUCUUCGUCUCCGUGCCUGGCAAUGUUCUAGCGACCCUGAACGGGAGCGUGUUGGAUAGCCCCUCGGAGAACCCCAGCACAGCGGCCACCGAGACUGAGGGGCAGAAACUGAAGAACGUGUUGGUGCUGAGCGGAGGAGAAGGGUACAUCGAUUUCCGGAUUGGGGAUGGAGAAGAUGAUGAGACAGAGGAAAAUGCAGGAGAUGCCACCCAGGUGAAGCCAGUACUUUCCAAGGCUGAAAGGAGCCACAUCAUCGUGUGGCAAGUGUCAUAUAUCCCUGAGUGAGAAUUUUUCCUUUCCUACCAAUGUAAGUCUCCCUCCUCCCACCUGAAUGCCAAGAUGUACAUACAGAACUCCUGCAUUAUACCUACUGCUGGAAACCGACCCCAGCCAACUGCAAUGGCUCCUGCCUUGGACUGUGACCCCCCCCUUCUAACCUCUGAACUUGCAGCUUUCAUCUUGGGCCUGUGCGCUUUCUGCGUGGUUAGAUUAUUGUUCUUGCUCUGGAGCUGGCGUCUACAAGGAGAGAAAUGGCAGCUCAUUGAUGAAGUGAAGCUUGGAGCCAGAACCAUGCAAACCCUUUGCCCAGGGCCCAGGAGCUGGGAGCUGGAUAGGUGGCGCAGGUUCUCCAGCAGGUUGCCUCACUUCCACCUGCAUGAGAAGCAGUACGUCACCCCGGCAUCCCCCACCAAAGCAGCAACAGUGAAUCACAACUCUCCAGCACCCCAGAAGAAAUCCUUUCUAGUUCACAAGUGGAAUAUCCACCUUACCCACUCUGCAUAGGGUAAACCUAAGCACAGAAUAAUAUCCCACGGACUGAGAGCAGCCAGGACCAAGCCCAAGCCUGGAACCUUCAACCAAAAGGAGUGUCAAGGUUUCGGAAUUACUUCCGCUGUUUGGCUGGAGAGGGUAGCAGUGUCACGAACGGUUACUGUGAGGAACACGUUUUCUGUACAUGCAAAUGGAAAGUCUCCCUCCUCUACUGCUGCUGUUGUCUUAGCAGUAGUGUUCUGGGUGACUGUGUGCCCAGGGAGGGCUGUUCGGUUGGGUCAGAUGGAAGACGGGUGUUUUGUGGUGGAGGCCACAGGGACUUUGGAAUCUGCAGUAGCAAAAGGGUACUGGAACCUUGUUAGUUAGAAAACAGAAAAGUCAGCAAUACUUUUAACUCCCCCUUACAAAAAUGCCCGGUAGGAAAAGACUCUUGAGUUCAUUCUUUUUAUGAGCCUGAAAAGAUCCACGACAAAGCUAGCGCCGUUGGCUUUUAAAAUACAGACGAGGGCAGAAUACAUUGAUGUGCUGCAAUUCUGUGUUAACACAGUGAAGUUACCUUGACUCUUCAGGAUGUGUCCCCUUCUGGGAACUGCUGGUGUGCAGCAGGGCAGAGGUGGCUGUUUUCCUUCACCCCAUAGCUGUGAGGUUAAGGAGGACCGUGUAGAUGCUGUCAAGGUAUAGAAAGGCUGUGUCUUGCCUGAGGUCGCACAACAAGGAACGAGGCCAGAUCUCCUGACCUCUUUACCUAACAUGACUGGCCUUGCUAGUGAAUAGGUCAAAAAGCUGGAAAUGCCUGGCUCCUGAAAAGAAUGAUGACCCAAGAGAAAUGCUGACUGCCCUGCUUGUGUAAGCAGUGCUGUGGGAUUGCAGGCGUGUGUCCUGCUUGCAGGAGAAGCAGCAAGAAGCGGGGCCAGCAAGAGCAGUUUUAGGCUACAGUGCUAGCUCCAGAUAGCAUACCUCCGGGUAGUGGUUUGUCCACCAUGCACUUCACUUCCUUUCUGACAGUGGAAACAGUCCUGUCUCCAGAAGGGUGAGUCCUGCUUCCCUGGAGUGCUCCCUUCUGGCUGUGCAGGACUAGAGCGAGCAGCAGUUGUUAGCAGUGGAUUUGGGGAUACUGGUGGUCUUGUUUCUUCCCUGGCAAGGGUAGAUAUCCAGAGAACAGAGGCCUCGGCCACCAAAUUCGUGGGGGGCAGCGUUGCCUUGCGCUGCCUGUGAGCAGUGCUGGCUUACGCGUGCGCUCACACCUCUCUCUGUAGAGUGAGGCAGGAAACCAGCCGGAUGGGCGUCCUCCAGCCACCAGCAUGCCAGGCUCUGUGGCUGCCAUUUGGCCGAGGGAUUUUUUUUUGAGCAGCCCACUUGUAUGCAGAGGGGACCUCCGGGGACACUUCACUGGGCACCGCUGACUGUGCCAGGCUUGUUCUGCUGCCACCACUUUCCUGAAAUGCUUGCUGCUAGCAUGGGCUCUUUGGGUUGCGACACAGAGUGCAUAAAGGUUAACAAAAAGGUAGACAUUUAGACAGCCGAUUCUACAAACAUCUAACAGUUAGUUAGCGCCAAGUAAAUUUCAUAAUUUGGACUAAUUUAAGGACAAAAAAAGUCCUAGUAGGCCCCAUUCCUUAGCUCCACAGAACUUUCUAUAUGAAAAUACAGACGUGCAACACUGUGUUACCUCGUCCUGUCUGUUCUGUAUCUGGUUUUUUGCAGUCACAGUGACACUGCUCCGUCACCUGUUACCCACCAGUCCCUGGCAACUGAAGGAAAUAGGUCUGAGGCCUCUACCAACAGGUUCCUUUCCAGUUGGAUGCAUGUUUUCCUCCAAGAGAAGCACAUAUUUAAAAGGGGGCAGCUACAGCUAAGUAAAACCAGCCUCUGCUGUCACACUCCUGUCAGCACUUGGUGGCUACUGGGCAGCAAGGUGAAGAGCUGACUGGCUUCAACACACUUCCCUGUCAUAUCUCCACUGUGAUGUAUGUAAAGUAUCUUGUAUGUUACAAAAGGAUUUUAAAAAGUGUCUUAAGGCCUGUAAACUCCGCUGUUUGGUCAGAAGAUGGCAUUCUGUAAAGAGACUGCUGUAUGAAUACGUUCCCAUGCUUCGUCCCCUAUGCUAUCAAACAAGGAACCAUAUCUGUUCUGUAUGUAAUAAAUGUGUUAACAUCA
Molecule: messenger RNA, 6316 nt
Organism: Struthio camelus australis
Lineage: Eukaryota; Metazoa; Chordata; Aves; Struthioniformes; Struthionidae
Source: RefSeq, a predicted model, not a curated record